Molecule: messenger RNA, 2295 nt
Organism: Aspergillus homomorphus CBS 101889
Lineage: Eukaryota; Fungi; Ascomycota; Eurotiomycetes; Eurotiales; Aspergillaceae
Product: FAD binding domain protein
Exons: 3
Coding region: 462-2147 (561 amino acids)
Molecular function (GO): oxidoreductase activity; FAD binding
Source: RefSeq, a predicted model, not a curated record
GACUAGUCCUGGGAAAAAGGCUGGCUGACGUGCUAGAGGCUCGUCGGAAGCACCAAAGAGGAGGCUUCGGACUCUAACAAGGAAUCUGCUGCCAUCGAAUGAAUCCUCUCACAACCCGAUAAACAAGUGCAGUGACAGUGCUCUGCACGGCAAUGGGCGACAGCAACAGUAGAGAGCGAGGAAAUUGUGUCCACCAUUGUCAACUCGUUCAGGUGCAGUUCAGGGCUGACCAAGAUGAAUCUCACGGGGCAUAGAAGGCGCAACGAACAAGCAUGUGUUCCUUCUGGGGAGUCCGUCUCCGAAGCUCCUGCAGGAAGCAGUCCAGCUUCAGCUAACGAUCCCGAGGAGCAGCCUACUGACCCAAAGAGUUCAGGCCCGUCGGGCGCAACAUAUAAAGACAGGAUCGAAAGCCUAGUCGUCUCUUCACGGUUCACCUUUCGAGUGCCUCCGCAUUUCUCACGAUGAUCGGUCAGCUCUCCUCUUUUCUCGCCUCAUUACUGCCCCUUGCGGCCGCGUCGGUCAACUCGUCGUGUCGCUGCUUCCCUGGCGACACCUGCUGGCCGUCCACGCAGGAGUGGAAUCGCUUCAAUGCCACGGUUGGGGGAAAGCUCGUCGCCACGGUUCCUGCGGCGAGCGUCUGCCAUCACAACAGCACCUUCCUGCCCUACAACGCGAAGGCAUGCGAGGAGCUGCUCGCAGUGUGGGACCAGACUGCCACUCACGAUGAGACGAGCUACUCCCCGAUGGCGCCGUGGUUCGCCAACUUCUCCUGCGACCCCUACCUGCCCAACACCCAUUGCACCAUCAUUCCACUAGUCCAGUAUGCUGUCAAUGCCAGCAGCGCCCAGGACUACCAGGCGACGAUCAAUUUUGCGCAAGCGCAUAACAUCCGGAUGGUUAUCCGCAACACUGGCCACGAUUACCUGGGAAAGUCCACGGGCGCCGGAGCUCUGGGGCUCUGGACUCAUUAUCUGAAGGAUAUCGAAGUGAUCCAUUUCUACCGGUCGAAGGAUUACUCCGGACCUGCCAUCAAGGUGGGUGCCGGUGUGCAGGUGCUGGAAGCCCUAGAUGCGGCGCAUGCGCAAGGAUACGCGGCGGUGGGCGGUAACUGCCAGUCCGUGGGCUUCGCGGGCGGCUACUCCCAGGGUGGCGGUCACGGCCAGCUGGUAUCGAUGCACGGGCUGGCGGCGGACCAGGUGCUGGAAUGGGAGGUCAUCACUGCGACCGGCGAACACCUGAUCGCCACCCCCACGAACAACUCGGACCUCUACUGGGCGAUGAGCGGUGGAGGCGGCGGUACCUAUGCGGUGGCCCUCUCCAUGACCAGCAAACUGUACACGGAAUACCCGACCGUGAGUGCCAACCUGACCUUCACCAACACCGGCGUGACCCAGGACGUCUUCUGGCAAGUAGCCGAGACCUAUAUCCAGAGUAUGGCCCGGCUGACAGAUCUGGGCGGCGUGGCAAUCUGGGAAAUCACCGACGCCUUGUUCGCCGUCAUGCCAUCUACCCUACCAAACGGCACCGAAGCGCAGUUGCAGGCCCUGAUGCAGCCCACACUCGACCUGCUCGAGAGGAACAACAUGACCUACACGUACACCAUUGUCUCGUACGCCAGCUUCUACGACAGCUACACGCAGAUGAGCCCGUUCAUGACGGUGACUGAGUACCAAAUAGGCGGGCGGCUGAUCCCGCGGACAACGGUGGACAACGAGCUCUGUGCGCUGAUCGAUGCUUUCCGCAGUAUCACGGGCUAUGGGGCUGUUGUCUCGGGCAUCUCCCUCAAUGUCUCCCGGUCGGGCAUUCCUGAUAACGCCGUCUCUCCCGCGUGGCGCGAUGCACAGCUCGACAUUGUCCUGGGCACUGCCUUCGAUUACUACAACUACACCAACGACGUUGAGAACCAGAAACUCAUGACCGACACCCUCAUCCCCAUGCUGGAGAUCCUGACUCCGGACAGUGGAGCGUACAUGAACGAGGCGGACCUCAACCAGCCUAAUUGGCAGUGGACCUUUUACCGUGACAAUUACGCCAAGCUCAAUUCUAUCAAGAACAAGUAUGACCCUAACCAGACAUUCUAUGCGUUGAAAGCGGUGGGCAGUGAGGUGUGGACAGAGCAGACCGAUGGACGCCUUUGUCGCACAUAAAAUCGGGAGGUGGGAGGGGGAGAGUCGUACGCUUUACGCUGUGGCCUAUUCUAGUAGACUGCAUUAGACUGUAUGCUACCUGAACAAGACAAGGGGAUGAGGGUCAGUCUAGUGAAAGGAAUAGACGAAUUACCGUACAUGAACCGUG